This is a messenger RNA of Thamnophis sirtalis, 4717 nucleotides long. NCBI's taxonomy places the organism in Eukaryota, Metazoa, Chordata, Lepidosauria, Squamata, Natricidae. The record is from RefSeq and is a predicted model, not a curated record.
GGAGGCGGCGGCGGAGGCGAAGGGAGGGAGGCGGGGAGAAAAGAAUGGCAGCAGCCGAGGAACCCGGAGCGGCACCAGCAACAGGGAGCAGCAAGGCCGGCGAAGGGGAGCCGGCGUCGUCUUUCCAGAGCCGCCUGUGGAGGAGCCUGCAGCUGGGGGGCAAAGGGGGGGGCUGACGACCCGCCCGCCUCUCCUUCCUCGACCUCUUCGGCGGCUGCCCCCGAAAAGGAACGGGUAGUAGGCGGAGAUGGAGCCCUCAAAGCCGAGGCGCGGGAGAAGCCUCCGCAGCCGCCCCGACUCGGAGCUCACCUGUCCCAUCAGAAGAGCUCUUCUCUGCCCGGCAACACCACCUGCCUGGAGCAGUUGCUUGAAGACGCGCCCGCCAAGGGCAAAGCCAAGGGACCGGAGGGCAGCAGCAGCCCGUCAGGAAGCCCUCGUUCUUCGAAGCUAUUACAGAGAUUUGGGACAAGUAAUGUAGAAUUACCACCUGCUGAACCAGGAAUGUACCAGUUGGAUAUUACAUUAAGACGAGGUACUAAUUUAGCAGCUCGUGAUCGAAGAGGAACAAGUGAUCCAUAUGUCAAAUUUAAACUUGGCGGAAAAGAAAUCUUUAGAAGUAAAACAAUCAGUAAGAAUCUUAAUCCUGUAUGGGAGGAAAGAACUUCCAUUCUUAUUGAACACUUAAGGGAACAAUUAUAUAUAAAGGUUUUUGAUUAUGAUUUUGGACUUCAAGAUGAUUUCAUGGGGUCAGCUUUUUUGGACCUGAAUUCCCUAGAACAAAAUAGGCCUAUUGAUGUUACAUUGAGUCUGAAGGACUCACAUUAUCCUGACCAAGAUCUUGGGACUAUACUGUUAACUGUGUUGCUCACCCCAAAAGAACAGCAGAGGGAAGGGACAAUGCUAAUGAGGAAGAGUUGGAAAAGAACAAGUAAGUUUCAGACCCAGAGUAUACGUCUAUCGGACUUUCACAAAAAAGCUCAGCUAUGGAGAGGAAUAGUCAGUAUCACUUUAAUUGAAGGUCGUGGACUCAAAGCCAUGGACUCAAAUGGGCUGAGUGAUCCCUAUGUGAAAUUUCGGCUGGGACAUCAGAAGUACAAGAGUAAGAUAAUGUCAAAAACUUUGAAUCCCAGGUGGAGGGAACAAUUUGACUUGCAUCUUUAUGAAGAACGAGGAGGAAUUAUUGAUAUUACAGUAUGGGACAGAGAUGCGGGCAAAAAGGAUGAUUUUAUUGGCAGGUGCCAAAUUGACCUGUCAACUCUAAGCAAAGAGCAUACUCAUAAGCUAGAGCUGCCUCUGGAAGAAGGUGAAGGGCAUCUGAUAUUGCUGGUUACAUUGACUGCUUCAGCUGCGGUCACCAUCUCUGACUUCUCAAUGAAUGUCUUAGAAGAUCCAAAGGAACAGAAAGAAAUCCUAAAAAGAUAUAACCUAAUGCAGAUGUUUCAAAACAUAAAGGAUGUGGGAUUUCUCCAGGUAAAGGUCAUCAGAGCAGAAGGUUUGAUGGCAGCUGAUGUUACAGGCAAGAACUAUUUCCAUUUUUAUGCUAAUCACAAUAUUAAAGAUAUCCACUCAGUUCUUGAAGUGACAGUUUACGAUGAAGAUCGUGAUCGGAGUGCGGACUUCCUAGGCAAAGUGGUUAUUCCAUUAUUGUAUAUUCAAAAUGGUGAACAGAAAGCCUACGUUUUGAAAAACAAGCAGCUGACAGGGCCAACAAAGGGGGUCAUCUAUCUUGAAAUGGAUGUGAUUUUUAAUGCUGUGAAAGCCAGCAUCCAAACACUAAUGCCCAAAGAACAGAAAUAUAUUGAAGAAGAAAACAGACUAUCUAAACAGCUUCUUCUAAGGAACUUUAUGCGUGUGAAACAUUGCAUCAUGGUCAUUAUAAAUGCUGCCUAUUUUAUAAAUGGUUGCUUUGAGUGGGAGUCACCACCAAGAAGUUUGGCUGCUUUUGUGCUUUUUCUUAUUGUAACAUGGAAUUUUGAGCUGUACAUGAUUCCACUGAUCUUGUUGCUGCUGUUGGUGUGGAAUUACCUCUUGGUCAUAUCAGGAAAGGAUAAUCGGCCACAUGAUACUGUAGUGGAGGACAUGUUAGAGGACGAGGAAGAAGAGGAUGACAGAGAUGACAAGGACAGUGAGAAGAAAGGGUUUAUCAAUAAACUCUAUGCCAUUCAGGAAGUGUGCAUAAGUUUUCAGAACAUCCUUGAUGAGGUGGCCUCUCUUGGAGAAAGGAUUAAAAAUAUAAUCAACUGGACUAUUCCAUUCUUAAGCUGGCUGGCCAUUGUUGCUCUGUGUGUGUUUACAGUCAUCCUGUAUUUCAUUCCACUGAGAUACAUUGUCCUUGUCUGGGGCAUCAACAAAUUUACAAAGAAACUCCGAAGUCCAUAUGCGAUUGAUAACAACGAACUACUUGAUUUUCUUUCCAGAGUCCCUUCAGAUGUGCAAAUGGUGCAAUAUCAAGAAUUGAAACAAGAGCUUUCUCACAGCCCAAGUAAGAGGAAGAAAAACAACCUUAGUUAGUCAAUUCCCUGUGCUGGACAGAUCAGCAUCUGAACAAGGAGUCACAUCAUCUGAGUAGAAAUUCUUCUCUUUCUAAUUUUCUGCUUAUUUUCUUUUGGGUAGUAUUUUUUAUUUAUUUGGUAAGCUUAAUGAGAAAUGUGUAAAUACUGUACAGAGAGAUUUAGCAGAGAAAAUAUUCUUUCCGUUGUACAGAACUACAGUGAAAGUUUGAAACUUAGCUUUUGCUCCAGCUUUAUAGAUGAGAAAAGCCACCAAUAGCAUGAAUGUGGAAUGGUACAUGACAGGCACAUACAAAGGAAUAGACAUGUUAAAUGUAAUUUAAUUCAUGCUAAUUAAUAUUAAGAAACCAAAUAACUGAUCUUUUUAACCCAAAAAGGAUGUUCACUUUAAAGUUCCAUUUUAUACAUAUCAGUGGACGUGCAGAGUAAAGCAAAUUCAUUUAUUUUAUCCAUUGCUGCUACAAAUAACCAGAUAUUAUAAGUUAACCAGAACUUGCUGGAAGUAAAUGAGUUACAUGCAACACGCAAAUGUCUUACUGGAUCUCCAAAAAUUUAAAGGAUUUCUUGGUACUUUUAUCAUUCCACUGCCAGGUUUCGGAAAAAAAAUCCUAUAUCUAAAAUUACUGCCAGAUUUAUAACUAAUUCCAUAUCUAAUUUUUAUAAAAACUUUACUCUUGAUUUGUAAUUAUUAGCCUCAUGAACAACUUGCAUAUGUUUUGUAAGCAAAAUCAGUUUUAAACACAUUGCUUCCGAUGACAGGUUAUGAAUACCUUCUGUGCACCUUGUAAUACUUUAGGUUUACAUUAUCCUAAAUUUUUAUAGGAGUCAAUGGAAACACAUUGCAGGCAGGUUUUAUUUUUUCUUUAAUUAAUUAGUCUUUUCUCCAGAAGGUUAAGUGGCCUGUUAUAUGCAAACCAUUUUCUAUAUUAUUGACUAUAUGGACGUUUAAGCUAUUGUUAUUAUAUAAUAAAUAGCUUUGUAAGAAAUAUUAAUUUGUAACCUUGGGGGGGGGGGAACGUUUCUCUUGAAUUGGUAUUAUUCCCCAGAUUUUAUUUCACUACUGUAAUGGAAAGAUAUUAACCAGUAUAUUUGCAUUAAAAUGUGGCGAAGGGGGACAUAUAUUCCAUCUAUUCAUGAAAACUGAUUUUGGAUUGUAUAUUUGUUGGUUAAGAGAUCUGUAAAUGGCUCUUGCCUAAGUAUACAGUCUGCUUGAUAGAAUACCAAACUACAGGGAAAGCUAACCCUAAACAUGUUUCUUGAAUAGUCGGGUGGUUUUGAUAUGCAUAUGUAUAAAGGAAUUUUCUAGUUGCUUAUUAUUGAUGGGCAAUAUGUAAUUCAUGAAAACAAAAACUUUUAUUGAUGUGAAUAUUGGGGAAUAGAAAAUAACUAAAGAACAUUACACUAAUUUAAAAACUUAUUGCAAAGUAUGUGAAAGGUUUUUUCCCUGUGAUGUAAUCAUUUAUUAUUAUCUAUUACCUUGUGGACAUACAUUUCCUGCACAAAAUACUUCUUUAUGCAAUUAAAUAUGAGUUUGGCUGUUCCAUGUGAACUACAUUAGAAUAAGUGUGUGUAUCUCUCUUUCUGUCCAUUCAUUUUCUGCACUUGAAUGCAGGGAUCGGUGUUAUGAGUGUUACUUUCCAUUCUUGGCUGAUUAGAAACAGCUUAACCUUAGAUCAGAGGUCCCCAACCUUUGUGGCUUGAUGGCACGGCUGGGAGGUGGGGCGGAGAAAGAGGGAAACUGUGAGCAAUGGGCUGGUGUACACAUACUGGUGACUUGAUUUGCUAAAUUGAGCUGUGCACAUGCAUGUGUACCAGCCUACCGCUCAUGCGACUCAGUUGCAAAUAAGCUACAGCCCAAUUGUGAGCCAUGGCCAGGGGUUGGGGAUUCAUGUCUUAGAUAAUUUUAGCCUGAAAACAAUUACAAGUGAUACUAGACUGCCUCCUAAAUCUUUCCACUUGGUUAAGGAAGGGUAAAGCAAUCAGCUUCACAGUCUCCCAUACUGCAUUUUAAAUCUCAAACUCCCUUUUAUAUAAAUGAAGAAAUGUGCAAAGAGAGAUAACCCACCUAAAGAAAGUCCUAAUUUUCACUUCUGUGUAUCGGAGCCUUUUACUAAGCAAUCAUUCAUCAUCAUUCAUUUAUUGGGUUUGUAUGCUGCUCACUCUCAAGAGACUGAGGGCGGCUUACAGGUAAAAAAGGAAGGGGGAUA